This is a messenger RNA of Caenorhabditis auriculariae, 773 nucleotides long. The record is from the annotation of a GenBank genome assembly. NCBI's taxonomy places the organism in Eukaryota, Metazoa, Nematoda, Chromadorea, Rhabditida, Rhabditidae.
AUGUUGGUCGCUAUUUGGUUUUCUAUGGCUUUCCUGGCCUCGGCUCAACGUCAAGUUCAACUGGGUAUCCUCAAAUGUUCCCCUAACGAAGUGAGCAAAGUUUUCUAAGAGCUUCGGAUUUGUUUUGUUCCAGAGGGCCCCGAUGACGGAACUGCCAUAUGAUGGUUGGCCGAAGUUUCUAGCCUUCGACCGGCCUUUGAAACACGGUGACUGGGUCCGCUUCUCCUUCACCUUCCGCAACGACGACGUCCCUACCGAGUUUGUAACAAGUCCUGUGAAGAGAGCAAGUUCAGAGAAUUCAGUGCGACGAUCGACUUCCGCAAGUACGACAGAGGCGUUCGGCUGGACAAGAACAUCAUUACGCUGCAUAUGCGCUUCAAACAGGACGAAAAUCGACUCGUUAUCAAUGCCCAUGACGUCUGUUUCCAAUCUUCUCAUCCAGAACGACGACCUUUAGGAGGAGGGAAAAUGGCAGAACUAUGAGCAGUCGCAUGUGUUCCGGUCCUGGUGGUUGCCCGGCAGAACAGCCCACAUUGAAGUCCGGUUGGUGUUCAAUUAAAUGGGCAUCCUUAUUGUGAGGCUUCAGCUACCACAACACCAUGUUCGAAAUCUACGAAAGGACCGUGGUGGGAUACGUUUGGAUCACGGAUUUCCGAAACAUCCACGAAUACACCGAGUACUUGAGCGCCACCAACGUGCAAUUCUUUCUCUACAAGGUCCAGCAUAUUUGCUACGGCGACGAUCCUGAACCUGACGUUGCGGAAGAAGAAUGA